Pipra filicauda (Wire-tailed manakin) is the source of this 684-nucleotide messenger RNA. Its product is annotated as propionyl-CoA carboxylase alpha chain, mitochondrial-like. The transcript is spliced from 7 exons. Gene Ontology annotation, cellular component: mitochondrion. The annotation marks the transcript as partial. Lineage: Eukaryota; Metazoa; Chordata; Aves; Passeriformes; Pipridae. The record is from RefSeq and is a predicted model, not a curated record. Gene Ontology annotation, molecular function: propionyl-CoA carboxylase activity.
UUUUUUUGUGGGAUAGACAACAUUCACGAGCUCUUUCACAUUAAUGCCCUUUAUCUUUGGUUUCCACGGCUUACAUUUUCAAGGUUUUCUAAUGGCACCCACGCGGGACCAACCCACAGCUUGAGGGCUCCUCUGCUGCCAGCUCAGGAGAGGCUAUGGCAGCCCAGUCCGCUGGCUUGCUGGCCCUGCCUGCCCUCAACACCCACAUCUGCUGGAGACACAAAUAAGAUUGAAAAAAGAUGCUCCACUGCACAAAAGUGUGAAACGCUGUGUUCAAGAUGGUGCCUUAUAACUUCACAUAAACUGUAUUCGUCUGUGUAUGAUCCGAAUGAAAAGACUUUUGAAAAACUCCUUAUUGCCAACAGAGGAGAGAUUGCAUGCCGAGUCAUCAAAACGUGUAAGAAGAUGGGGAUUAAAACUGUUGCCAUACACAGUGAUGUGGAUGCCAACGCUGUUCAUGUGAAAAUGGCGGAUGAAUCUGUCUGUGUUGGCCCAGCUCCCACCAGCAAAAGCUACCUCAACAUGGAUGCCAUCAUGGAAGUCAUUAGGAAAACCAGGGCCCAAGCUGUACACCCAGGAUAUGGAUUUCUUUCAGAAAAUAAGGAAUUUGCUAGACGUUUGACGUCCAGGGCAGCUGUUUUGGUAGGGGAUGGGAGUGCUGAGUCAGGUCUCUUCACCUAUUGA